UCGACAUGAAUCAUUUAAUACUUACUCGAGAUGCUUUAAAUGUUGGCGACAUAAGCAACACAGUAUCCGCAGAAUCUUGUGGAGCGAUAUCAUUGUUUGUUGGCACGACACGUGAUUGUUUUGAGGGAAAGAGGGUGUUGUCUUUAGAUUAUGAAGCCUAUGAACCAAUGGCAAUGAAACAAAUUGAACUUAUUUGUGAAGAGCUAAGACGUCGAUGGCCAGACAUUGUUAAUAUUGCUAUUUGUCAUCGUUUGGGUUUAGUAGGUGUUCGAGAAGCCAGUGUCGUGAUUGCUAUUUCAUCGCCACAUCGUAAAACAUCAUUGGACGCAGUCGAAGUUGCAAUCGAUGAACUUAAGAAACGUGUACCGAUAUGGAAGAAGGAAAUUUACAUUGGAGAUGAGUCUACAUGGAAAGAGAACAAGGAAUCUGGAGGUGGUUGCAGUGACAAAUUAAAUCUGUUUGACGAAAGAAUGUGCGAUAUUGAAGAUUCUCAUCCCCUACCAAGUCAGUUGCUUCAAAUUUCUGCUUGCGAAGAUGAAAUAAAAAGACGAAUCCAAUGUUUUGUAGAAAAGAAACGCGAUGAAAUUGAUUUGUGUAAUAUUAUGGAUUUUACUGAUGUCAAACGACAAAGUCAAGUUAAUUCCCAUCAAGAUAAGAUAACAACUCUACAAGAGCUGGUGAAUGAUAAUCACGAGAAUGAAACAACGACUUGUGCUAGAGUAAAUAGCUCUGUCGUUAAGCAGGAAUAUUCGAAAUGCCAUUUGAAAGUAAGACGGGUGGAAAACAAUAUUGGACCUCAAAUGCGGCCAGACUAUUUAAAUGCACUUGAUAAACUUAUGGCUCCUCUUGAAAGAGAAAAUAUGGAAUCACAAAAGGAUUAUAAAAGAGUUUGCUCUAAUAAAGAAGAAUCUAUAAUGUUAAAAUAUCCGUCAAUCAUGGAGAGAUUAGAAAACAUUGAAGAACACAUUAAUGUGCCACAAUCAAACAUCAAAAGAUUAUAUCAUCGUCUAAAGAUUAUAGAAGAUCGGAUACUCUAUUUGGAGUCAAUAUCACCUGAGUAUCGACACUUUUUGAUUGAAAAGUCUCAAAUUAGAGAUCCAUGCAAUACUUUUGAAACUUUUAAUCAUAUACCGACGACUGGAUUAUCGGCAUAUGAACGGAAAAUGUAUUCCGUUAAUGAAAUAGAUUCUAUCAUACAGGGCUUCGAGAGACGCGAUCGGGAUCAUCAGAAUUCUACCAUAUUGGAUAAUAUACAAUAAUAAAAAUGUUCUUUAGAAUUUUUAACUAUUUGAAAUAGUUUUUUUUUAUUUAUAAUUAAAAAAUAAAAGAGGCAAUUCCACGAAAGGACCUCAAUUCUUUCCAAAAAGAUUUGUAAUUAAGGGUAAAAUAGAAGUUUUAUGUUUUUUUAUAUCCAAUAUACAAAUAUAUAUUAAUUAAUGAUAGUAUUAUGUAGUAAUUAAAACUUCAUUAAAAAUAAACAAUUUA
Molecule: messenger RNA, 1485 nt
Organism: Calliphora vicina (urban bluebottle blowfly)
Lineage: Eukaryota; Metazoa; Arthropoda; Insecta; Diptera; Calliphoridae
Gene: Mocs2B
Product: Molybdenum cofactor synthesis 2B
Exons: 5
Coding region: 6-1259 (417 amino acids)
Biological process (GO): Mo-molybdopterin cofactor biosynthetic process
Cellular component (GO): cytosol
Molecular function (GO): molybdopterin synthase activity
Source: RefSeq, a predicted model, not a curated record